Molecule: messenger RNA, 2747 nt
Organism: Xylaria bambusicola
Lineage: Eukaryota; Fungi; Ascomycota; Sordariomycetes; Xylariales; Xylariaceae
Exons: 3
Coding region: 641-2629 (662 amino acids)
Biological process (GO): regulation of DNA-templated transcription; DNA-templated transcription
Cellular component (GO): nucleus
Molecular function (GO): DNA binding; DNA-binding transcription factor activity, RNA polymerase II-specific; zinc ion binding
Source: RefSeq, a predicted model, not a curated record
UACUCGCCUACCUGCAAAUACACCGCCCAGCUCUAUCGCAUUGAGGUACAAUACGUACAAUACGUACGGUACGGCACGGCGGCACGGCACGGUUCAUACAGUACAAUCAAUAUUCUACCGCAAAAGCACAAACCACGCCCCAUUCGCCAUUCAAUACAGCACUUGCAUCUACUAACCUGCCUACGGUACCUUUCCAGGUAGGUAGGUAGGUAUUCUGUGCUGUAUCAUCCCGUCCGUCAUUUGUAGCGCUGUGUAAGUCGUCGCUGUAGGCUCUGGCUACCUGUAGUAGUAGUUGGCAUUAGCAUAGCAUACCUACCUACAUUCUCUGUCCAAGGUACCUAGGUAGGUAGCAUCGUCCAACCCCCGGCUGACCCCCCUUGUCUCUCCCUGUUGGUUGGGUCGUGUUCUUCUCGAAUCACCUCCACUCCCGACCGGGCGCCCUCACUCCUCUCACGAGUGCCCACCCACUUGAUCAAAUUUAAUCCACCGCACCCCCGAGCCAACACCGUCUCCUCCCCCGACUCCUCCGUUCCUUUUUUCCCUUCUCCCUCAACUCUCGUCCUUCUUGUCACCGGACCUCUUCUCGGGUCCUUGUCAUCGCCAUUCUUCUUCACUCAUCUACCUUGUCGCCGCGCUCGCCAUGACGUCCGUGAUCCGUGGCACGUCACUGCGUGCCGGCGGUGCCUGUGUGCGCUGUCGCAAAGGCAAGACCAAGUGUGUAUACGACAAUGGCCGCGCACCAUGCAAGAACUGCGCGAAGGGCAUGCACGACUGCUAUCUGCCCUCCGAGAGCAAUGCUCAUAUGCAUGGCCAGUCGCCGGCGAGGGCUCCUCGUCCAAGAGAGUCUUUGCAAGGCGACCGCAACGUAUCGGCUUCCAAUGACCGCCAGCCAGCAACAGCCGCCGUCAUACCACGCAACCUACAGGCAAAUAAUGAGAAACUGACUCCGGAACUCAUUACGGAAUGCGAGAGAGUCAUCAACAAGACUCUUCCAUCCUGUGUCGCUUUUCAUAAGCCUUCUUUCUUGCAAAAGCUCAAGAAUGGUACACUUGAGCCUAGUAUUGUGAACGGUCUUCUCACAUGUGCUGCACGAAGCUCCACUGGUUUGAUUCGCCGCUUUGGUAACCAGGGCGGUGGUGCGUCGGCAGCCUCCGAGCAUUUUGCCGUCAAGACCUUCAAUCUGGUUAUGCAGAACCUCGAUAACCCGAGCUUGGCAGAUAUUCAGGCUUUAUGUCUCCUGACCAUCCAUGAAUGGGGCAACAGAAAUGCCGUCCGCGCCUAUGUCUAUUUGGGCCAAGCUGCUCGUAUGACCCAAAUGUACCGCAUCAUAACUGGCCACCAAACCCUCGGCGAUCCUGAACAGUUCAUUAAAGAUGAAUCGUUCCGGCGGACACUGUGGCUCAUCUAUAUUCUGGAUUGUUUUCUGACAAGCAGUCCCGGCCGCCACCCGGCAGUCUGUCACAACGAUGUCAAGGAUGUACCCCUUCCGUGCCCCGACAUGAGCUACAACUUCGGAACACCUGCCUUUGUCCGCACCCUGGCGGGCAACCCUCCACCUGGUCUUCCUGAGGGUGCGCCUUUGGCGGAGGUGGGUGAAUUUGGUCACAUCGUCAUGGCGACGCAGGCCUGGAGAAAUGUGAUUGAGAUGCUGACCUCAGCUACUGUGGACACCUAUUCUGAGGAGCAAUGCCUUGCUCUAGAAAAUGGUAUUGAGGCUGUGCGCAGCUCUCUGCCCAUGCAUUUCGUCGACAAGCCAGCUCACCUCAACUUGCACAUCACCAUGGGAAGUGGUUUCACAUAUGCAAUGCUGCACUGCUUGUUGCAUUCCGCCACCAUCAUGGUCCAUCGUCGCAGGCUUCUUCACUUCAUCCAGACUGAAGGUUUCAAACAUGAAACUUGGCGCAUGGUUCCUCAUGUUCAUCUGCAGACGGUAGAUCGAGUUUUCGCAGCAUCGCACAGCGUUGUGUCGCUACUUCUCGCUCUUGAGACCAACGCUGACAAAGAUUCUGUGCCCAACUUUCCACUUGUCAUGUUGUUCUCUUGCUUUACUGCCUGUGCGACUGUAGCUUGGUUUAGUCUGAAAGGCUUGACCCCUAUUGAUGUGAAUGAGACGUCCGAAGCCAUUGUUGCGGACGGCAUGCGGUUCCUACAGGAUGGAGCCAACACUUGGACACUCGCUGUCCCAUGGUAUCGUCAUCUUGCAGUUAUGGCCAAGGUAUUGCGAAAUGAUGAGAGAAACUCGAACAGAGCUGCCAUGGAGCCUGCCCCACCUUCAAUCAAAGAUGAUGCAGCAAGCCAGCCUGAUAACAACCACGAAGGUGUAGACUACGAGCGACACUCAUCGGCCAAUCCUCAGGAGCUUGGUGAGAAUGGCACUGAGCCUCCACGUAAGUCCGGAUUCACUACUAUCAAUGGCGGUUCAGCAGGUACGUCGACGCCAGCGACAGCAAGUCCUCCAGCGCAACCCAAGGCAGAGUCUCCAGUGCUGUCAUCAUCGGAUCGCCCGCCAAUGAAUGUUUCUGUGGAUGCGGGGCCAGCUGAUAUGACAGCUGGUGAACUAUGCGCGGCAUUUGAGCGGCAGCUUCUUGAACUUGAUGACCUCGCUGCUUUCAUGGGUGGUGGUGUCUGAUAAUCAGCCCUGCCCGUUUCUGCCUCUUCCGACAAUCAGAUCGGGCACAUGCAUCAACAACUUGAUGAGAUGUGUUGCACAUUGUUGGACGUGUACGUUAUGUUGAGUGUGACUUGUG